Synchytrium microbalum is the source of this 228-nucleotide messenger RNA. RefSeq lists its product as uncharacterized. Lineage: Eukaryota; Fungi; Chytridiomycota; Chytridiomycetes; Synchytriales; Synchytriaceae. The record is from RefSeq and is a predicted model, not a curated record. The transcript is spliced from 3 exons. The coding region runs from base 1 to 228 and encodes 75 amino acids.
AUGGAAGAACAAACAACCACAGCGCCCCCAAUGGUGAUUGAAAAGACGAUUGAAUUAGAAUCUGAGCAUAUCCAAAGAAAGGCCUUGAUUACUGCACAACAAGAACAAUACAUGGAAGCAAAUCCAGAGAUAAGGCAGAUACUAUCUGAUUUCCUGGUACAAGUGGUGCAUCAUCAACCAAAGGACGUUUACGAAUUCGCCAAAGAUCACUUUGGAAAGCCAGCAUAA